This is a messenger RNA of Brassica oleracea var. oleracea, 2020 nucleotides long. Its product is annotated as probable inorganic phosphate transporter 1-9. The record is from RefSeq and is a predicted model, not a curated record. NCBI's taxonomy places the organism in Eukaryota, Viridiplantae, Streptophyta, Magnoliopsida, Brassicales, Brassicaceae. Gene Ontology annotation, cellular component: membrane. Bases 277 to 1890 code for a protein of 537 amino acids. Gene Ontology annotation, biological process: transmembrane transport. The transcript has 2 exons. Gene Ontology annotation, molecular function: transmembrane transporter activity.
UAUAAUUUGUGUUGUGCCCAUCGUGAGAACAGAAGUUACAAAGGUAGUGGAAGUCAACUAAAGAAAGUGGACUCGAUCCAGGGGGAGGUGUUGUGUUCCUCACAGUAAAAACAAAAGCAUAUUCCAUGGUGACUUCUUUGAACAAGAAACUCUUCAGACAUUAAUAGCUAAGGGACAGAGACUUCCAUUGUUCUCAGUUUGUGUAUCCACGAACUCCACAAAACCUAAUAAGAAAAAACAAAAACAACUUUUAUUAAAACAAUAAAGUCAUUAACGAUGCCUGCGCUAAAAGUGUUAUCGGCGUUAGAUGUGGCGAGGAUACAGUGGUACCAUUUCAAGGCGAUAAUCGUCGCCGGAAUGGGUCUAUUCACCGACGCUUACGAUCUAUUUUGUAUAGCUCCGAUCAUGAAAAUGAUCGGCCAUAUCUAUUACCACAAAGACUCCAUCGGAACCGCUGUUCUCUCCACUUCUUACGCCAUCGCUCUCCUCGGCACCGCCUUAGGUCAGCUCAUCUUCGGCUACUUAGGCGACCGUGUCGGCCGCCGACGAGUCUACGGUCUUUGUCUCAUGAUCAUGGUCUUAAGCUCCUUUGGCUGUGGAUUCUCCGUCUGCACGACUCGCCGUUCUUGCGUCAUAGCAAGUCUUGGCUUCUUUAGAUUCGUCCUCGGGCUAGGGAUUGGUGGAGACUACCCUCUCUCCGCCACGAUCAUGUCGGAGUUCGCUAAUAAACGGUCGCGUGGGACAUUUAUCGCCGCCGUGUUCUCCAUGCAGGGGCUAGGAAUCUUGAUGAGCUCUGCCGUUACGAUGGCUGUGUGUGAGGCGUUCAAGAACGCCGGAAAAGGGAGUUUGGAGAAAAUGAGAGCGGCGGGGGAGGAGACUUUUGCUCCAUGGGAAUCGGAUAUUGCUUGGAGGUUGAUUCUGAUGAUUGGUGCUCUUCCCGCCGCGUUAACGUUCUACUGGCGAAUGCUUAUGCCUGAAACUGCCAGAUACACAGCAUUAGUUGAGAACAAUGCAACUCAAGCAGCAAGAGACAUGCAAAAAGUCAUGUCCGAAUCCAUAUUAUCUCAAAUAGCCGAAGAUUCAUCGUCGGAGCCACCACAACCACCCUCUUCUUCCUCAUACAAACUCUUCUCUCGCCGUUUCUUCAGCCUCCAUGGCCGUGACCUCUUCGCUGCCUCAGCCAAUUGGUUCCUAGUCGACGUCGUCUUCUACACAAGCAACCUCCUCCUCUCUCAAAUCUUCACCUUCUCCAACAAACCUCCCAAUUCCACAAACGUCUACGACUCAGCCUUCGAAGUGGCUAAGGUCGCUGCCAUCGUAGCCGCGUGCUCAACCAUCCCCGGUUACUGGUUCACGGUUUACUUCAUUGAUAGAGUUGGUCGAGUCAAGAUUCAGAUAAUGGGGUUUUUUCUCAUGGCCGUUGUUUACUUAGCCGCUGGCAUCCCCUACAGUUGGUACUGGUCUAAGCAUGAGAAGACUAAUAAAGGCUUCAUGGUUCUCUACGGACUGAUCUUCUUCUUUAGCAACUUUGGUCCAAAUACGACAACGUUUAUAAUCCCAGCUGAGCUUUUUCCGACAAGGUUUAGGUCUACGUGUCAUGGUAUUUCCGGAGCUGCCGGGAAGCUUGGGGCGAUUGUUGGGACUGUUGGUUUCUUGUGGGCCACGAAACACGAGGACGAGGACAAAGAAGAUAUUUUCCCAGACGUGAAACGGGUGAGGAUCGCGUUUUUGAUCCUUGGCGGCGUUUGUAUCGCUGGAGUGUUGGUGACGUACUUCUUCACGCGUGAAACUAUGGGAAGAUCGCUAGAAGAGAACGAAGAGGACGAGAAUGGUACCACGGUAGCACCAGGAGGGUCAUCAUCUGCUAAUGAGUUGCUUCCAAGACAAUAGUGAUUUUGAUAUCACAACAUAUAUAAUCAAUCUUCUUUUGAUAUUUCCUCUCUAAUAUUCCUUGGUUUUUGAUGUUCGAUACUCACAUAUGCUUGUUUCCUCGAAUGUUUUCUUCUUUUUCACAUUUUAA